This is a messenger RNA of Fundulus heteroclitus (mummichog), 1507 nucleotides long. Its product is annotated as transcription factor 7-like. Gene Ontology annotation, cellular component: beta-catenin-TCF complex. Lineage: Eukaryota; Metazoa; Chordata; Actinopteri; Cyprinodontiformes; Fundulidae. The transcript has 5 exons. The coding region runs from base 132 to 521 and encodes 129 amino acids. Gene Ontology annotation, molecular function: RNA polymerase II cis-regulatory region sequence-specific DNA binding; DNA-binding transcription factor activity, RNA polymerase II-specific. Gene Ontology annotation, biological process: canonical Wnt signaling pathway; regulation of transcription by RNA polymerase II. The record is from RefSeq and is a predicted model, not a curated record.
UUUACAGUCUGACCAGCGGGGGGCAGAACCACUCAUCACACACCCCUGCAGGUACCUCCGUCCAUCCUCUGGUUCCCCUCCUCCUCUACAGCGACAGACACCUCCCCCUCUCUUCUCCGUACAACCAGCCAAUGAGCGAGCCUGUUGCCCCACCUGCUGACCCACCUACCUGUACACGCCCCUGUUACCACAGUAACAGUGUUUCCAGCAGGCAAGCGGUGAAGAAGCCUCUGAACGCCUUCAUGCUCUACAUGAAGGAGACGAGACACCAGGUGCUGCAGGAAGGUUGCGAGAAGGAGAGCUCCGCCAUAAACCGCAUCCUGGGACGCAGGUGGCACGCCCUGUCUCGCUCCGAGCAGUCCAAAUAUUACGAGCUGGCCCAGAAGGAGCGGCUGCUCCACAUGCAGCUUUACCCUGGAUGGUCCGCCAGGGACAACUACGGGAAGAGGAAGAGGAAGCAGAACCAGCAGCAGGGGGUCGGAAACUCUUCCAGGUCAGGGUUCAUCUGCAGCCAGCUUUAGUUCAGUAUCAAUCGUUUGAAAGACUUGAAACUCUGAACUCCACAUCUAUAAAACAUACCCAGUACUGUUGUAUAGUAACCAUGAAAUAUGGCACAUUUACACACUGGUUCUGUUUGGUAUUACAAUGAUAUUACAGGGUUCAGAACACUUUUAUUUCCAGUCAAAUUUGGUCCCAGGUUUGACAUCCUGUUGUUCACCGAGUCCACCGAGUGUAAAAUCAUGUGAUUAAAUUAAAUGUUUAUUUCCUUCAGAUUCCAUUUUAAUCUGCUGUCUCUACAUUAAAUGCUUUAAAUUUGAUUUGUGCAAUCCAGAAAAGACUCAAAGACUUUUAAAAGGACUUGGAGCCCUCCAUAGGCUGCUGGCAUGAUUGUGGCUCCAGAUUUGACUGCUUUUCUUCGUAGAGCUAAGAAUUAAAUUUCUUUGCGUAGACACAGUUUUCGUCUAUUGUCCCAGGCUACAGUCAGAAAAGUGGUGGUGACGCACCCUUCCUGUCAUAAAACAUCCCAAUCUUUGUCUGACCUGACUGUCAAUUCUCUCUUUGAGACCUUUGGGUUAUCCACGUGGGCAGCUCUCUAUUUUAGUGAAGCUUGAAGGUGCUGGUUCUGAUCCCUGUUGAUGUUAAACUGGUUUCACUAUGGAGUCUUCAUAGUGCAAUUAUAAGUUCAUGACAUCAUCAAUUUAAUUCAAAACAAUUUUAUUAUUCCCAAAGGGAAAUUAAAGGUUGUAACUCAUACUAUCCAGGUUUCUUCAGAGCUGAGACAGAUGGCUGCAGACAGGAUCUCCUGGCAAGGUCUUUAUUGCACCAGUCCUGAAGAAGCCUCUGACUGAAGACACUGUUAUUGUAUGACAGCCUGAUGAAGAGGACGCUCAGGGUUACUCAUUUUCUAAAACAAUCCUUCUUUCUCCAAUUAUCUUGAGGUUUUAGCUCCACCCAUCUCUAACUUCUCAACUCCUAAAGCUGAUUGGAAAUGUACGGCAACUUAAGG